Molecule: messenger RNA, 1473 nt
Organism: Glossina fuscipes
Lineage: Eukaryota; Metazoa; Arthropoda; Insecta; Diptera; Glossinidae
Exons: 2
Coding region: 1-1473 (490 amino acids)
Biological process (GO): DNA integration
Molecular function (GO): nucleic acid binding
Source: RefSeq, a predicted model, not a curated record
AUGAUAUUAACAACAACAAUUUUACAACAGCAUGAUUUAAUCAUUAGUAUUAAGUUUCGCAACGAUUAUGUACGUUUGCUUAACACAGUCGCUUACCUGCUGCGUUUUAUAUAUAAUUGUGAAUUUAAGGCUAAAAGAAAAUACGGUUCAUUGGAUGCUACAGAACUUGACGCAUCUCGACUAAAAAUUAUCAAAUACAUAGAAAUCAUUUCUUUUCAUGCUGCAAUUGCAGCUGUACAAAAGGGUUCUAACCUUAAUGGCAAAAGUCAUAAACAUUCUUUAUCACCAUUCCUAAGAGUGGGUGGCCGAUUAAGAAACUCACGCUACUCUCAUAAAAUUAAUCAUCAUGUUGGCCCACAAACAUUACUAAGCAUAAUUCGUCAAUUUUAUUGGCCAAUCCAUGGCAAGGUUAUCUGUCGAUCUAUACGUCGAAGUUGUGUCUUAUGCUUUUGGACUAAUCCAACUAAACAGAACCAUCUUAUGGGCGAUUUACCUGAUUUACGAGUUCAAGAAUCAAGACCGUUUAAUGUAGUAGGUGUCGAUUUUUGUGGUCCAUUUGAAAUAUAUUAUGGCAAACGUGGUAUUGUUUCUACAAAAGGCUAUAUAUCUGUUUUCAUAUGUUUUUGCACAAAGGCCAUACAUUUAGAGUUGGUAGAAGAUUUAGCUGCUCAACCUUUCUUAGCUGCUUUACGGCGUUUCAUUGGGCGACGUGGCCUAUGCUCAACCAUUUACAGUGACAAUGCAACUAAUUUUAUUGAUGCAAAAAAAGAGUUGCACGAACUUUACAAAAUGUUUAAAAGUACAGAUAUUAUACUUAAUGAAUGUGCUUCACGUGGCAUAAUUUGGAAAACCAUACCUCCACGCUCUCCGCAUUUUGGUGGCCUUUGGGAGGCUGCAGUGAAGUCCACUAAAUUUCAUCUAAAAAGGAUACUACACGAUGCGAAAUUUAACUUUUUUGAAUUCAACACACCUUUAAUACAAAUUGAAGCGGUAUUAAAUUCAAUACCAAUCACUACCGCGCCUGAGAGUCCAAAUGACGAACCAGCUCUAACCCCUGGUCAUUUUAUUAUUGGCUCUGCUUUAAAAACCAUACUUGAUCCCGACUUAAGAGAUGUCAACAACGUAAGCCAUUUACGGUGUUAUCAAAGAUUGCAAUAUUAUCUGCAACAGUUUUGGGAUAGAUGGUCUAACGAUUAUUUACAAACGUUGCAAAAUCGAACCAAGUGGACAAAAGGUCGUAUGUCAUUAGCGGUUGGGGACGAUUUUGUUGUAGAGAAAGACAAUCUUCCUCCUCAAAAAUGGCGCCUGGGUCGUGAUACUGAAAUUCAUUCUGGCAAUGACGGGGUUGUGCGGAUUAUCACUGUUAAAACCUCCAGUAGCGAAAUACCUAGAACUUCUACUAAGGUUCGACGUCUACCUAUUGAACGGACCGAGUCCAUUCAAGGGGGCCGGCAUGUUCAGACGAAAUCGUGA